AUGGGAAAUAGUGGUACUGUCGCACGCCACUUCAAGAGCGAUUGCGGUGUAACGUUUUUGCUAACAUGGAUCCCUCCAAGCACGCUGAACCGCAAUUCACAUGAAUCGCUGAAUUCCUGCAGUGCGUCCUUAUCCGAUGAUUUCAACCCUGCUUUGGCAUCAACUAAGGCUCCUGAAAUUAUGGCGCUCACUGCAGCGUUGACAUCUAAUCCAGAUUUAGAAAAGGAGUCCACAGCCUCGGAAGGCGCCGUGAGAAACCGCGUGAUUUUGCCACCUGAAAAUCAAAUAACAUAA
Molecule: messenger RNA, 294 nt
Organism: Babesia ovata
Lineage: Eukaryota; Apicomplexa; Aconoidasida; Piroplasmida; Babesiidae
Product: tropomodulin isoform X3, putative
Exons: 1
Coding region: 1-294 (97 amino acids)
Source: RefSeq, a predicted model, not a curated record